Alligator sinensis (Chinese alligator) is the source of this 1008-nucleotide messenger RNA. RefSeq names its product olfactory receptor 14A16-like. The record is from RefSeq and is a predicted model, not a curated record. The transcript is spliced from 2 exons. Lineage: Eukaryota; Metazoa; Chordata; Crocodylia; Alligatoridae. Gene Ontology annotation, cellular component: membrane. Gene Ontology annotation, molecular function: olfactory receptor activity; G protein-coupled receptor activity. The coding region runs from base 52 to 1008 and encodes 318 amino acids. Gene Ontology annotation, biological process: G protein-coupled receptor signaling pathway.
AAAGCUUCCACAGAAACAAUUUCAGACUUGCACGGUGCACUGGGAAGGAAGAUGCCCAACUGCACCACUGUAACCGAGUUCCUCCUCCUGGGCUUCUCUGACACUCGGCAGCUGCAGAUCUUACACUUCGUCAUCUUUCUCGCAGCGUACCUGGCAGCUCUGGUGGGGAACCUCCUUGUUAUCACUGCUGUAACUACGGACCACCACCUCCACAGCCCCAUGUACUACUUUUUGGCACAUUUCUCCAUUCUUGACCUUGGAUCCAUCUCUGUCAUUGGCCCUAAGUCCAUGGCCAAUUCUCUCUUAAACAACAGGAUAAUUUCCUAUGCUGGAUGUGUUUCCCAGGUCUUUUUCUUCUUCCUUUUUUGUACAGCUGGUUUUGCACUCCUAACUAUCAUGGCAUAUGACCGGUACGUUGCCAUCUGUAAGGCACUGCAUUAUGGGAUAAUAAUGAACAGGAGAGCUUGCAUUCACAUGGCUGCCAGUGCUUGGGUUGUUGGUGCCAUCAACUCUGCACUGCACACUGGGAGCACCUUUAGUCUACCCUUCUGCCACUCAAAUACCAUCAACCAGUUCUUCUGUGAAGUACCCCAGCUGCUCAAGCUCUCCUGCUCUGACACAUACCGCAGAGAGCUGAGAGCAAUUGUCUUCAGUAUGUGUUCAGGUUUGGGCUGUUUUGUUUUCAUCACAGUGUCGUAUGUUCAGAUCUUCACUGCAGUGUGGAGAAUCCCCUCUGAGCAGGGCCGGCAGAAAGCCUUCUCCACCUGCAUUCCUCACCUUAUCGUUGUCUCCCUAUUUCUUUCCACUAGUAUCGUUACCUAUUUGAAGCCUGUCUCCGACUCCCCGUCCCCUCUGGACCUCCUGGCAGCUGUUCUGUACUCUGUGGUGCCUCCAUUGAUGAAUCCGGUCAUCUACAGCAUGAGGAACAGGGAGAUCCAAGCUGCCCUCAAGCAACUUCUCCACAGGCUGAUCUGCUCCAAAACCAAUCUGCCCAUCUUUGUUUCAUGA